AUGAGAGACUCACAGCUCACUUUUUGCACUGUAUGUGCUUCAAACAAUAAUAGAUCUAUGGAAUCUCACAAAGUACUACAAGAGGCUGGCUAUAAUGUAAAUUCUUACGGUACCGGUUCAGCUGUAAGGUUGCCUGGCUUGUCCAUUGACAAACCAAACGUAUACCCCUUCGGCACCCCAUAUAACGAUAUAUAUAAUGACUUGCUAUCACAGUCGGCAGACCGUUAUAAAUCAAAUGGGUUACUACAAAUGCUAGAUAGAAAUAGAAGAAUUAAAAAAUCUCCAGAAAAAUGGCAUGAAAAUUUUAAAAUAUUCGAUAUCAUAUUCACUUGUGAAGAAAGAUGUUUCGAUUCUGUAAUAGAAGAUCUCAUGUCAAGAGGUGGUAAACAAAAUAAACUAGUCCAUGUAAUAAACAUCGAUAUUAAAGAUGAUAAUGAAAACGCAAAAACUGGUUCAAAGGCAAUCUUAAAAUUAGCAGACCUGUUGAACGACUACUUCAAUGAAAAUAAUUCAAACAUACUUCUCGAAGAUCAUAUAAUAAAUAUUUUAGAAAAUUGGCAAUCUUCAUAUCCAAAUUUACCUUGUCUUUACUCACCUGCAUAUUAUUAA
Vanderwaltozyma polyspora DSM 70294 is the source of this 609-nucleotide messenger RNA. It is a transcript of the gene SSU72, whose product is annotated as RNA polymerase II subunit A C-terminal domain phosphatase. NCBI's taxonomy places the organism in Eukaryota, Fungi, Ascomycota, Saccharomycetes, Saccharomycetales, Saccharomycetaceae. The coding region runs from base 1 to 609 and encodes 202 amino acids. The record is from RefSeq and is a predicted model, not a curated record. The transcript has a single exon. Gene Ontology annotation, cellular component: nucleus; mRNA cleavage and polyadenylation specificity factor complex. Gene Ontology annotation, molecular function: RNA polymerase II CTD heptapeptide repeat phosphatase activity. Gene Ontology annotation, biological process: termination of RNA polymerase II transcription.